Messenger RNA from Macroventuria anomochaeta, 920 nucleotides. RefSeq lists its product as uncharacterized. The transcript has a single exon. The record is from RefSeq and is a predicted model, not a curated record. NCBI's taxonomy places the organism in Eukaryota, Fungi, Ascomycota, Dothideomycetes, Pleosporales, Didymellaceae. Bases 235 to 768 code for a protein of 177 amino acids.
AAAUCGCCGUAUCACCUAGCAUGGCGACAAAGACGUGUGGAAAGCCGCGGAAACUUAUGCCCUCCAGGUCGGGUCGAGCUGUACCGCUUCUCGCUGCCAUUUUGCGGGGUAGAGUGUGGAGGUGGCUGCGGAAAGCACCGGAUACUUUUGAGACUCUACACUCAAUAAUGCGGAACAAGCACGAAGCCACCCAGUUUCAAGUCGGUGGCGCAUGUUCAUUCAUGCGCUGUGGACAUGAUGACAGAUCGCGAAGAGGUGAUGGCUUUGGUGGUUGUGGAAAAGCCACGCGCUUGCCUCUUUGGGACAAUUGUACAGCUUUUUCAGCGUCGCGGCCUUGCUUAUCACGGUCUCUUUGAGCCUUGCAUUUGGCGGCUCCGCAGCCUUCACAGCAUUAGGCUCGUCUCUUCCUUCUCCCUCAACUUCUGCUCACGCUUCUCCUGCACAACCUUCUCCUUGUAUAGCUUAUUAGCGUGCCUCAAUUCAGUCAAGCGCUGUGUCAUUGUCACGGGUAUUUCCCCUUACAUGUAUCGGCCAGCCCUCGGAUGUACUCCGGGGCUGGACCGGAGGCUCACGGGCCACCUGUAUAUAUUCCUCACAAACCUUGAGGCUCAGCCAUCAAGGAUUCGUCUAACCUCAUCCCAUUUGGCCCCAUUUGGCCCCAAUCCAUCCUGUGUCCGAUUGCCUGCCUACAGUGACCUCACAGUCAUGCUUGUUGACAAGCACCGUGUCAUGCUUGUUGACAAGUGCUCACAUGACCUUGCUCGUUGAUGAGCUUGUCAUGUGAGUCUGCUUGAACCCACUAGGCGCCAGCCGGGUGGCCUUGUUGUGCUGCGCCUUCCCCCAGGUCCCCAUGUUUGGUUGGUGGUUACUUAUUGCUUCUGCCAUCCUGUAACAAUGCAGAGCCCCGUUGCGCCAAAUGG